GUUGGAAGUAUCCCUUUUUGAAAUUGCUUAGCUUUUUUAUGGGAUGUUCCAUAAAUAUCAAAGAAAAAGCAGCUUCUCGCCGCUACAAAAUACUUCGACACCAUAUCGCGUUAUACAUGAAUCCAUAUCACUUGCAGAUUGUAUGCAGGAUGCCGGUUAUGGUACUUGUUCUUCGACUUUCCUUAGUUCCGGCUGUACCUCGGAAAAAGAUAUUUUCCCUGAAAGUAUAGAAGUUCAUGAACGUACCGGCGUUAGAUAUUCGUUACGGGGUAAGCGGCGUGUUGAUAUUCUGUCUGCCCUGAUGUCUUUUGAAAAAUCGGAAUAUAUACUUCUGAAAAUUCUUCGUUACCUGACUAUUUCUGACCGUCUUACAAUACUCAGCGUUUGCAAGUCUUGGUAUUCUUUGAAAUCGCACUUUCCACGGCUGUUUACCGCUAGUAGAAAGCAUGAGAUGACAAUAAAGGAGAAUUGGGCCAAGGGUUCACAGAGAUCAAAAACCAACCGCAAACCGUUAAGUGUGAUCAACUGCUUCAACCCCUGUACGAUUAAGAAUAGAGUUGACAAGUUUGAUACUAAGAAGGAGUUUUUGCAUCCAUGUCCCGUAUGCUCUGGAGUGGCGUUUUAUAGACCUAAUGAAUGGCCGAAUCGUUUGCAUUGUCAGGCUUUGGAUUGUGGUAUCUCUGUCUGUUAUAAUUGUCAACGGGAACACUCGCCCAGUGAUAAAUGUCAAACGACACCAGACUUACCAGUAUACAGAUUGUCUCCCAUUCAACCUCGGGCAUCCCCAACUCGCAGUCCAAGAGCCCGAGCCCGAUUAAUGAAGUCUUCUCUUCGUCGCUUGUAAUUGCUUGUUGAUUUUACUGUACCAUAGUUCUUUCAUAUGUACAUACUUUUUGUUUUAAACUGUUACCCGUAGUUUCUAUCAUAAUAUAUACUUGUUUUUGUCUGUU
Molecule: messenger RNA, 950 nt
Organism: Schistosoma spindalis
Lineage: Eukaryota; Metazoa; Platyhelminthes; Trematoda; Strigeidida; Schistosomatidae
Source: the annotation of a GenBank genome assembly